Molecule: messenger RNA, 391 nt
Organism: Paramecium sonneborni
Lineage: Eukaryota; Ciliophora; Oligohymenophorea; Peniculida; Parameciidae
Source: the annotation of a GenBank genome assembly
AUUUAAUGGUAUCGUGUGCUUAAUAUUGCAUGUUUAUUUCAGCUCCAGGAUGCAUUGUGAUGACUUAUUUAGGCUUAAUGAUAGCAAUUGGAUCUGAAACCGUUUAUGUGGUACCUCAUAGUAGAGUUGAAGGUGCCUUUGCAUUAUUUAUUACAGCUGUGGUAUAUAGUUUAAUGAUUAAAGCUUUAUGCUAUCUUUUUUGCAAUUAGCUACAAUAGUGAAUAUUCUCAAAUCUAAAGACAGCAGAAUGUUGAUGAAUGGAUUAAUUCACAAUAAAUUAGAGAAGCUGAAUUAGAAAUGUAAGAUAUUCAAAAGUAACCAAAAUCACAUCUGUCAGAAUCGGGAGAAUAACCAUAAUGAUAUUAAUUACCAAUAUCCUCAUAGAUAAGCA